Messenger RNA from Carcharodon carcharias (great white shark), 4667 nucleotides. RefSeq names its product putative helicase MOV-10. The coding region runs from base 162 to 3185 and encodes 1007 amino acids. NCBI's taxonomy places the organism in Eukaryota, Metazoa, Chordata, Chondrichthyes, Lamniformes, Lamnidae. Gene Ontology annotation, molecular function: RNA binding; ATP hydrolysis activity; 5'-3' RNA helicase activity. The record is from RefSeq and is a predicted model, not a curated record. The transcript has 22 exons.
AACGAGUUGAUUAACUUGUUUUCCCCCACCCCCUUCCUGUGAAACAGCAAUUUUCACUAACACUUCAAGCCCGCCCCUUUCAUUUUGUUAUUUUCGGUUGAAGCCCGGUGUUGUUCAUUUUCAUUUGGUGCAGUAGUAGUUAAAAAAAAACCCAAAUCGAAAUGGCCAAGAAGCUUAGAAUGAAAGAGAAGCGUGAAGUGGGACUGAAGUUUAUAAAUUUCCUGAAGGAUGGGGAGCGGCUAGAUGAAACCUGUAAGGAGACGCUUAAAAGAAUUUACAAUUACGAAUUCAGGGGCAGGGAUGGCGUCACAAGUGUCAAUUUCUCAAGUGUACUUUUUGCUCUAAGUAGAGUGGGGAAGGCUCGAGUAACUGGUGAUGAGAUCUUCUUUGAUUCUCAGCGGAGAAAAGUGGUGUAUGCCAACCAGUAUCCUAAACGAUGGUUUGACCCUGCAGACAAUCUGGGGACAACGUCGCCUCCGGCCCUUGUCCAGGAGCCUGGGAAGAAGGGCCGUGCCAAAGCCAUUAUCCAACAGCUGAAACGGAACAGUCAUCAGAUGAUCCAGAAUAAAGGUGGUGUAAAGAUAUGGUCGGACUUCGAUAUUGAUAACGGAAAGAUCCGAGUUCCCCUCGCCCUCAACGAUCAGAAACCAGUCCCCAUCUACAUCAAGAAUGAAGGGGUGGAGGCGGUGACCUUUGUCCGAUGUGAGAUGCUUCGCAGGUUACAUGUGUUCACCCUGAGGGAUGAAAAGAAUGUGACUAAUUCCCAGCAACUAGUGCUGAGUGCAGGAGAAAGCUAUCAGAUUGAAAUUAUUUGCUCGAUGGCAGACUCUGGUUAUUUCCCGGUUACGCUCGUCUUUCAGUUCCAAGAUGGCAGCUCCAGUCCUUUCCACAUCAUUCGCUUCUUCUCAGCGCGGGUAAACAACAGGUUGAUUGAAGAGCUGAUGCCGAUUGCUCCCUACAAGCCGUACCAACUUUGCAUUAAACGUCUGAAGGAAGAGAUUGUGGAACAAGGGGUAAAGCCGGCUGGCUUUUCUGACUACAAGUUGGAAAUGGACAUCCCUCUGGGGAAUUAUAAGUAUCCUCCAAUAUUGUUGAAUGCUGUAAAGAGCGGAUUGAAGGAGAGCCGCACUCUUAACCUCAAUGUGAGCCAGGAGGUGCAAAGGAUUAAUUCGUUACUGGCCUCGAAGUUAGAGUUUGACAACUAUGAUGAGAGAUUCCGUCUGCUGCUGCAUCUUGAGGAGAUUCAGAUGGAAGUCGACAUUACCAGGUACAACAUGGAUAAAGUUACCAUGGUCAGAGAUCAGCAGAUGAAGGAUCUUCUCGUUCUCCAGGUUCCUGGUGUUGCUGAGAACAGGCCGUCUGUGCUCCGAGGGGACCACUUGUUCGUGUCGAAGAGUGAUGAUCCGGGGGAACCAAUCACACGUUACAAGGGCUAUGUCCACGCAGUGGAGCUGGAGAAAGUGAAGCUGGGCUUUUCCAAAAAGCUGGUGGCUGCUUUUAUAAAUAAGCUGAAAUUUAACGUCUCAUUCACAUUUAACCGAACACCGUUGCGGUUACAACACCGAGCUGCACAAUUAGCGAAGGACACCAACCUGAAGGAUAUGCUCUUCCCCGUUUCUUCAGCCAAAAAAUGCAUUCACUCUUUUGAGAAAAACUUGACGUUUUACGAUCGGUCCCUCGAGAACAAUCCGGAACAGGCCACUGCUGUCAAUUGCAUUGUGUCUGGGCUCUCCAGACCUGCACCAUACCUGGUUUUUGGCCCCCCAGGAACCGGGAAAACAGUCACUAUCGUGGAAGCUAUUAAACAGGUGCUGAAAUGCAUUCCGAAGGCCAACAUCCUUGCUUGUGCUCCAUCCAACAGUGCCACAGACCUGCUGUGUCAGAGAAUCCAGAACCAUAUAGAGAAAAGGUACAUUUACCGUCUUAAUGCCGUGAGCCGGACCUGGGACACCAUCCCCCAGGAUGUACAGGAGUGCUCCAGCUGGAAUGAGUCUGAGAGAAGAUUUGAGUUCCCAUCAAAAGAGACGCUGAAACAAUAUCGUGUUAUCACCACCACGCUGACAACAGCUGGAAGGUUAGCCUCUGCAAAAUUCCCACAUGGCCAUUUUUCCCAUGUGUUCAUUGACGAGGCUGGGCACGCUGUUGAACCUGAAAGUGUCAUUGCCAUAGCAGGACUGCUGGAUGUGAUGGAUUCAGUAAGCAACGAGCAUGGUGGACAGCUGGUCCUAGCUGGAGAUCCAAAGCAGUUGGGUCCAGUACUGAGGUCCCCUAUCGCCAUCAAACAUGGACUGGACUUGUCUUUACUGGAACGGUUAAUGAGUGAGAACACCCUAUACCAGAAGAGCCUAGCUACUGACUCAUACAACAACCAUUUCGUAACAAAGCUUCUAUGCAAUUACAGGUCACAUCCCGAUAUCCUGAAGAUUCCCAAUGAAUUAUUCUACGAUAACGAGCUUAAAAUGUGCGCGAAUGAGCUAAUCAGGCAGUCUUACUGCGAGUGGCAACAUUUGCCGAAGAUGGGUUUUCCAGUAAUCUUCCAUGGAGUUCUAGGAGAAGAUCAGAGGGAGGAAAAGAGCCCAUCUUUCUUCAAUGCUGAUGAGAUCGAUAAAGUGUUGUUCUACCUCAAGAAGCUGCUGACCAAUCAGGGGAAAAAGGGUGUCGCCAUGAUUUCACCCAAGGAAAUUGGCGUGAUUUCUCCUUACAGGAAACAGGUGGAAAAGAUCAGAAAAGCGAUAAACAAAAUAGACAAGGAGCUGAUGGCCAUGGCUGACAUCAGAGAAUUGAAGGUGGGGUCAGUUGAGGAGUUCCAGGGUCAGGAACGGAAGGUGAUCAUCAUCUCCACAGUUCGCAGCAGCUCUAAUUAUCUACAGAUGGACGAGGAUUUCAACCUGGGCUUCCUUAAUAAUCCAAAGCGCUUUAAUGUUGCACUAACCAGAGCCAAGGCCCUGCUAAUAGUGGUGGGAAACCCCAUAAUCCUCCGCAAGGACCCAAACUGGAAGAGGUUCCUGAAUUACUGUGUCACAAAUAGGGCCUACACUGGCUAUGAGUAUGACAGUGAUGACCUGGAAAGUGACUUUUUAGAUCGCCUUGGACAGCUCAGCCUGGAUACUGAACCAACAGCAGAUCCUGAUGUUGUCAGCGUUAUCCAGCAGCAGCUGGAGCCAGAAUGGAGAAGUGAAGUUUGAUCAAACAGAAUCUUAAAGAGGAAAAAAAAACCACAGGAAAGCAGAAAUGUUGAAACAAUGAAUGUUUAAAAUUUAAGUGGAGAAAAAAAUUCAGCUGCUUUUGUCAAAUGUUUAAAUAUAUUUAAAAAAAUUGGAAAGGAAAAUUCAAUUCUCUUAAAUGAAUCGUGCUUUCUAUAAAUGGUGUAAUUUCAGAAUUGUGAAUUUUUAACUGUUUUCUACAGAUGAAACCUUUUGUUGUUUUUUGGUACUGCUGCAUUUCUGAACUGUUUUCUCUCCAAGUUCUUGAUGUUUUUUAUGUAUGAAGCAGAGUUCAGGUAUGAAAUAUGUGUCUUCAAACCACUUGUGUAUCAGGAUGAAGGCUUCUGUAAAUCCACACUCGAUGGCUCGGGUUGUGUGAUGGAGCCACACUGACUAAGAAGAUCCCAUGUGCUACUCCAGAUCCAUUUGAGUUGGCUUAUUCUCACCAGGCGAAAGGCAGCAGGGUUUGCCCUAAGUGAGCUCAGUGGUGGGGAACAUCGAUCUGAACGCAAUCAAACAGGCCCAGUGUGGACUUCAGGACAGGGUAAAAUGUGAGCCCCCCCCCCACCCCCACCAUGGCCAAUUAGGUAUGAGGCGGGGCAUGGUCCCUAUGGAGCAGUACACCAGCCAAGUCAUGAGGAAGAUGAAUAUUUAAUUUGAAACCAUGCUGCUGCCUGAGCCUUGCUGACAAUGAAGCAUUUGUGGAUUAAUUGAUGCAGUGAAUCUUAAACAGUGGGUAGUUGUGGGUAAGCAUCAAGGUUUAACUACAUGUUACUCUGCUGAAGCUGUAGUAAUGGACUUAACUUGUGCUCCUUUAAGGAGGCAACUCCUUUUACUGGAUUCACUAUUGCUGAUCUUCUUGGUUAGCAACAAUAUAUUAAGUUCCUUUAUUGAUUGUGUGUAUUAUCAGGAGCUCCUUGUAAUCUGCAUGCAUUUGUCAGAAUGCAGAGAUUCCUGUAAUGCCCCUCCUGUGUUCUGUUUUUGACUGUGUCCCAUUUCAGACUCGGUAAUUUUGAUCUUGGUCCGUAUUAUAAAAUGGCAGGGGUGGGAAUACUGGAUUGGUCACCUGUUAUACAUCUCUGGAAUGGAAAACAGGGAGAAAAACAUAACAGACGGCUGAUCUGGAACCGCCCAAAGUCAGAAUGACCAUGUGGGUGUGUGGUUUAUUUAGUCAACAGCUGCUUCCUCCUUUACAGCCAACUUCAAAAACAGGACAAGAAGUUAAUACAGAGGGAAGAAAGUAAUGAGAGGCUUGAUUCCAGCUGUGAAUGUGUUCCUUGUUAAGUUUCAAAUACUCAGCCCCGCAUUGUGGCUUUGAUGUAAUUGUGAACUAUGAUAUCUGGUAGAAGUCCUCUUCACUGGUGUAUUUUCUAGAUGAAUAAUCAGUUUAUUUUGUAUGCAGCAGACCAUUUGGAAAAGAUGCAAUAUUAGGAUAUCUCAAAUAAAUUAUAUAUAAAGAACAAA